UUAUUUAUUAAAAUGGAGACUGUUGCUAUUGGAGAUAUUGCGUGUUUGGAUGCGGAGCUAUUGCAACUCCAGGAGAUGUCUCCCUUAGCUCUCAAAUCCUAUCCUGACUUCACUCAAAAGCUUUUCGAACAGUGGCUUUCUCUUCCCGCGACUCACAAGCUGGUAACGUCAUUGAUUAAUGAUGCAAAGGCGGGUAAUCCCUUGAAUGUUCCUGGAAGCACUUCAUCUGGAAGUACUGCCACAAGCAAUACUUUACCCUCCAUGUUUCCUGCUGGCAGUGCUCCUCCCCUUUCACCAAGAAGUACAUAUGGUUCCCCUCGAAUAGCAAAACAAAGGGCUGGUCCUUCAAACUUGGGUUCUCCACUGAAAGUAGUUAGCGAGCCUGUGAAAGAAUUAAUACCACAGUUUUACUUUGAAAAAGGCCGUCUACCUCCAAAGGAACUAAAAGAACAAUGCAUAUCUCAAAUCAGUCAGUUUUUCUGUGGCCACCCAGAUGGGCUGCAACUGCCUGAAUUCAAACUAGUGACCAAGGAAAUCUGCAAGCUGCCAACAUUUUUCUCCACAUCACUUUUCAGAAAAGUUGAUGUUAACAACACUGGUUUUGUUACAAGAGAUGCUUUUAUUGAUUAUUGGAUCAACGGCAGCAUGUUGACAAUGGAUAUAGCAACACAAAUAUUUACAAUAUUAAAGCAACCGGAUCUCAAAUACCUCACUCAGGAUGACUUUAAACCUUUACUCCAAGAACUGUUGGCAACUCAUCCAGGGUUGGAGUUCUUACAGAGUACACCGGAGUUUCAGGAAAGAUAUGCUGAAACUGUAAUAUACCGAAUAUUUUACUACAUAAAUAGAGCUGGGAAUGGUUGCCUCACUCUUAGGGAGUUGAAACGUGGAAACUUGGUUCAUGCCAUGCUACAUGCUGAUGAGGAAGAUGACAUUAACAAAGUUUUGAGGUACUUUUCAUAUGAACAUUUUUAUGUAAUAUACUGCAAAUUUUGGGAGCUGGAUACAGAUCAUGAUUUCUUGAUUGACAAGGAGAACCUUAUCAGAUACAGUAACCAUGCUCUUACCUACCGGAUUGUUGAUAGGAUAUUUUCUCAGGUUCCAAGAAAGUUUACCAGUAAGGUAGAAGGAAAGAUGGGGUAUGAAGAUUUUGUUUACUUUAUCCUAGCUGAGGAGGACAAGUCAUCCGAGCCUAGCCUUGAGUAUUGGUUAAAGUGUAUAGAUUUGGAUGGCAAUGGAGUUCUAACACGUAAUGAAAUGCAAUUUUUUUAUGAGGAGCAGUUGCAUCGAAUGGAAUGCAUGGCGCAAGAGCCUGUGUUCUUUGAGGACAUCUUAUGUCAGAUAAUGGACAUGAUUAAACCGGAGGAUGACAGCUGCAUCACGUUGCGUGACCUAAAAGGUUCUAAACUUUCAGGAAAUGCUUUCAAUAUCCUUUUCAAUCUCAACAAAUUCAUGGCCUUUGAAUCUCGCGACCCGUUCCUCAUUCGUCAGGAACGUGAGAAUCCUACAUUGACGGAAUGGGACCGUUUUGCACAUAGAGAAUAUAUUCGGCUUUCAAUGGAAGAAGAUGUCGAAGAUGCCUCUAAUGGAAGUGCAGAAGUUUGGGACGAAUCACUUGAGGCUCCCUUCUAAGUUUGAAGGGUGCUAUAGAAGAGCUCAACACAUUGCUACUAUGGUGAGCAAUAGAAAGAGAAUGAUGUUGCCUUGAAUGGACGACGAAUAUACAUCGGAAUUCAAUAUUGGUGGAAAACUUUUGAGCUUGGCCUUGCAUGUGUAACUCCCGACGUGUGUGUAUGAUUUGACAAAAACACGAUGACUCAUGCAAUUGGAGAUCCAGCUUUAUUUAACCAAUUUUCACAUGAACGAGUUUUAUUCCGGUACGUGAUAAUUGAAUCCAAGAUUAAACAAGCUCACUAAAAAUUCAAUUCCUAUUUUCCUUCACGGUGUCCUGGUUGGUUCAUUUAAUAAUUUCAAAUAUGCUAUGGUUGAUUUUGUGUUAGCUCUUGAAUUUGUGUCGAUUUGGAUCAUGUUCAUCUUGGAAUAUGCUUUAUUUAUUGAUUUUAAUUUUUGUAACGUAGGUUAAGUAAAUGGUGUAUUUGUUUUGGUGGUAGUAAUUGGUGUAUUUUCAUUUGUCAUUGAA
This is a messenger RNA of Gossypium raimondii (Peruvian cotton), 2140 nucleotides long. RefSeq names its product serine/threonine protein phosphatase 2A regulatory subunit B''beta. The coding region runs from base 13 to 1632 and encodes 539 amino acids. Gene Ontology annotation, molecular function: calcium ion binding; protein phosphatase regulator activity. Gene Ontology annotation, biological process: protein dephosphorylation. The transcript is spliced from 14 exons. Lineage: Eukaryota; Viridiplantae; Streptophyta; Magnoliopsida; Malvales; Malvaceae. Gene Ontology annotation, cellular component: protein phosphatase type 2A complex. The record is from RefSeq and is a predicted model, not a curated record.